Molecule: messenger RNA, 9860 nt
Organism: Coregonus sp. 'balchen'
Lineage: Eukaryota; Metazoa; Chordata; Actinopteri; Salmoniformes; Salmonidae
Source: the annotation of a GenBank genome assembly
AUGGAGGAGUCUGUUACUAAGGAGGAACUUGCUCUCUGUCUGACACCUGAGGUAAAAGCUAUAAUCAGAAACACACAAACACAAACAACUCAGAAGGAUACCUACCACGGUUACCAGAGCAACGGUAACCAAUGUCGACAGGAGGCUGUAAUGUGGGACACAGAAAGCAAAGACCUGAAGAGUCUUAAAAACACCUCAACUCCAUUCAGCCAGAACAUAUUUGUGUUGGUUUUGAUUGCUUUCUCUUGCCUUUUUUUUACCAUGAAUCACUUCAUUCAUUCUCUCCCCGCUCAUGUUGCUGUUUUCAUUGUUAAUUUCUCCGUUGGUUUUGGUUGGAGGGGAGAGCUUGUUGCCGGGGACACAGCGGAUUGGGAAGGUGUAACCUGAGGUUAUACAGAGACCAUGUUUAGUUGUGGGGCUCAACUGAAUCCUGGCCUUGAGUUGUGUUGAAUUCUGAGGCGUGACAAUUGGUAGUGUGUGUGUGUGGAAUUAUGAGAUUCCAGAGAUGUGCUGUAGUAUAUGAGUGUUUUGUGGGAUGAAAGGAAUGUGAUCUGUUUGUUCUCCUCUUACCUUAGGAUGAGGUGCACUCCAUGUCCGAAUCUCCCCCCACCUUCAAACCCCCACCCCCUCCAGUGCUGCAGAGGCUCCCCAGCAGACGAGACCAGGUCAAAAAACGCCCUUCCUCCGAAUCCUCCUAUUCUAGACUCUACUUCACCGCCCCCUCCCUUAACCCACUCAAGGACCAGUUGGGGGACCAAGGGCCCCCAGCCUCACCCAAGGUCCCCCCAAAAAAUAAUUCCUCUGUCCCCCAUAAGAGGGACCCCUCCGUCCCCCAUAAGAGGGACCCCUUCGUCCCUCAUAAGAAGGAGAUGGCAACUGCCAAGCUCUCCAUGGUCGACAAGCACCCCAUAGGCCCCUUCCCUAGAGUCCAGUCCCCUACUAGGACCACCAAACCGUCCACCCCCUCCCCAUCUCUACCCCCUCCCCCUCCGCUCCCUGCUCCAUCCACACCCCCUCCCCUUCCCCACAGCCCGGACAAGGCCUCCCCUGGCUCCAACAAACAGCACUUUGUCAUGGUGGAGGUCCACAGGCCCAAUGCAGAGUCUGACGUCAACGAGUUGCGGUUUAUGCCCCAGGCACGAGGUAAGAGGCAUGGAGGACAGCCGAGAUUACUGGAGGGGGUAGGUUGGAGGAAAAGCUGGAGUUGGACUCCGAAAACCAUGAGAACAGAUUUGGACGCAAAGGAUUGGUUGCACAAAUAAGAGGAAGUGCAUGUUUAUGUGUAAUCAUGGGUAUAUGUAUUUCUACCUGAGUGUGUCCCUGUGCCAGUCUCUAACCUCCUGCACCCAUCCCCUCCAAGGUGCCACCCUGUCCCAGCUGUCAGACAGUGGACAGACACUGAGCGAGGACAGCGGGGUGGACAUUGGCGAGUCGGGACAUCUCAGCAAGGAAAGCAGUCCCCGCACACGCUCCCUACGAGACCCCCAGGGGGCAGGAGGGGACAGCACCGCCAAACCGGUGAGGAGGACACACCAGCGGGGAGAAAGACGACACAGAAAGAGAAAAGAGGGAGAUGUAUGGAGGGACAAAUGGAUGGAUGGGUGGAUGAAUGGAUAGAUGGAGCUGAAAGUGAGGGAUGACAAGAAGAGAAACAGACAAACAGAGCUGGGUUGUCCUCUGUCACUGCUCACUCUGUCUUGAAGCUUGUUCUCAAUCCUAACUGUGAUUUCUUUCUGUUUUAUUCUUUCUUUAUGCACAUAUAUAGUUUUUCUUUCUUUGCUCAUUGAUAAAUGUUUGUCCUUUCAAUGAUUUCUCAUCCAUUCAAUCACUUGUCCAUCUCAUCUCAUACUGCACUAGAGGUCUCUUGUUUCCUCUGGCUGUCUCUUUAUGGUUAUUGCUGAUUGGUGGUUAGGUAGUGGGGAAAUUGUUGAUUGGUUCCAAUCUUCAUGGGUGGACCAAUGGGUAACAAAGGUGCAAAAGAAAAGAUUACAUGGGUCUCCAGGGUGAAUAUUUGAGUAAAAAGCUGAGUUAUAUUAUGCCCCCUUUCUUCUCUCUCUCUCUCUCUCUCUCUCUCUCUGCAGCUGGGUCUCUUGGAGCCCACCUCCACACUGGUGAGGGUGGCAAAGAGUGCCAGCACCCUGGGCAUCGCCAUCGAAGGGGGUGCCAACACUCGCCAGCCCCUACCACGCAUCGUCACCAUACAGGUGGGUCUCAAACGGCCUAGCAUACCCCCUCAUGCCCCUCACCCCUCUCACCUCUCCCUUUUCAAGUCAUCUCCGAAAUGACAGCUUGCCAGACAAUCUGCACCUGUCAGAAUUGAUCUAGCCACGGUACUCUGUGUUCUGCAACUCUGCGCUGUCAUUGGCCCGUGCCGCCUUCUCUUCCACACAUGGCUACACAACACAGCCUUUGUCAGAUCAGUCUGUGGUUUUACACUGGAAGAGAACUCAAACUUAGAGACCUGGCUGCCAUGCCAUUGUUCCUCCACUCCAGAGGACUGGCAGCUUUUCCAGGGAUGAUUAUAACCUUUAGAACAGACUCCAUCACAGGGCUCUGACGCUCAGAGGGCCUGAGACAGUGAGACAAUGCCAGGCAAUUAUAAAUGCGGCAUGUUCCGUGUUUUAAUGGUAUGCUUGUGAAAAACCACUGCAAAGAGGGAGGGGUUUACACUUAAAUAUUACAGUAGCCAUAGCAACAGGGUCAAAGAUCAACCCUGUGAUGUCGUGACUAAGGUAAGAUGUCCGUGGGUGUACUACUAGAGGGUGGCUAGUUCAAGUCCAGCUCAGGUAAAUAUCGCCUUUUACCCUUGCCAGGUGCUUGACAUGAAUGUCUAACUGUAAGAGUACAUCAAAAAUGUUUUUUUGGGUUCCAAGCACCCUUUCAUUUGUUUAAUCAAGAGGAUAAGAGUUGACCAUGUUCUCUCCCUUUACCUGAAAGAGUACAUCCACUGAGAGCAGUGACUGUUAUGUGAAAUAAAGGGGUUGUCACUUUGGCUGAAGGCCACAUCUAAGUAAGAACUGAGGGUAAUAACACCGUACCUUGCUGUAGCUCUGCUCUGCUCAGGUCUGUCUGUGUCUCUUUUGAUUAGCCUAAAGAGUGAGGAGAGAGGAGGGCUGGGGAGGGAGCUGUGCUGUACUGUGGAGUUCAGAGAACCACUGAAAGCCCCCCGCUCAAAAGAUGCUUUGGUGAGAGACUAAUAAAAAAUAAUAGAGCCGCUGAUUGCGAGGGGAGCGACAAAGGCACUGGCUGGGAAAUCAGCAUAUUCAAAAUCAAAGAGAGCAAGGCGGAGAGGGAGAGAGGGAACGAGGGAGGGAGGGGAGAGAGAUAUACAGAGAGAGAUGGAAGAGAAGAUGGUACACUGGGUUAACAAUAAAGGGGAUUCGACUGAGAAAGGGUGCAGAGAAGGGGAGGUAGGGGAGGAAGAGAGAGAGAGGGAGGCAAGCGAGCGAAUGACAGACAGGCAUGAGAGGUUUUAAUUCCAUUGCCAUAGCGCUCCUCAUCAACGGCUGGAAAUGCACAGACAAAAGGCAUGAGCCAUGAGAUACGCGCCUUUCUCUCUUAUGUCUCAUCCCCCUUCCUCUUUAUUCAUCUGUUUUCUCUUUCCGCUAUCUUAGGAGAGACGGACAAGGUAUCCGAGCACGCUCGCCAACCAGGUUGAUUUUCAUAUCAAUGUAGCGUUGCCACGUACCCCUGCCAUGACAUCACAGUGUCCCCAAUCAGUCACAGGGGAUAGGGACUCGUCAGCAUCCUAAUUGGUUGGGGGGUUGGAUGGUCCUGGCCCAAUCACAACAUCUCCCAUUCCACUGUACGUUCCACUGUACCUCUAAUAGCUGUCUUACAGUGCAUUCGGAAAGUACUCAGACCCCUUGACUUUUUACACAUUUUGUUACGUUACAGUCUUAUUCUAAAAUUGAUUAAAUAAAUACAAAUUCUCAGUAAUCUACACACAAUACCCCAUAAUGACAAAGCGAAAACUGUUUUUUCAGACCAUUUGCUAUGAGACUCGAAAUUGAGCUCAGAUGCAUCCUGUUUCCAUUGAUCAUCCUUGAGAUGUUUCCACAACUUGAUUGGAGUCCACCUGUGGUAAAUUCAAUUGAUUGGACAUGAUUUGGAAAGGCACACACCUGUCUAUAUAAGGUCCCACAGUUGACAGUGCAUAUCAGAGAAAAAAACAAGCCAUGAGGUUGAAGGAAUUGUCCGUAGAGCUCCAAGACAGGAUUGUGUUGAGGCACAGAUCUGGGGAAGGGUACCAAAAAAUGUCUGCAGCAUUGAAGGUCCCCAAGAACAUAGUAGCCUCCAUCAUUCUUAAAUGGAAGAAGUUUGGAACCACCAAGACUCUUCCUAGAGCUGGCCGCCCGGCCAAACUGAGCAAUCGGGGGAGAAGGGCCUUGGUCAGGGAGGUGACCAAGAACCUGAUGGUCACUCUGACAGAGCUCUAGAGUUCCUUUGUGGAGAUGGGAGAAACUUCCAGAAGGACAACCAUCUAUGCAGCACUCCACCAAUCAGGCCUUUAUGGUAGAGUGACCAGACGGAAGCCACUCCUCAGUAAAAGGCACAUGACAGCCCGCUUGGAGUUUGCCAAAAGGCACCUAAAGACUCUCAGACUAUGAGAAACAAGAUUCUCUGGUCUGAUGAAACCAAGAUUGAACUCUUUCGGCUGAAUGCUAAGCGUCACGUCUGGAGGAAACCUGGCACCAUCCCUACGGUGAAGCAUGGUGGUGGCAGCAUCAUGCUGUGGGGAUGUUUUUCAGCAGCAGGGACUGGGAGAGUAGUCAGGAUCGAGGAAAAGAUUAACGGAGAAAAGUACAGAGAGAUCCUUGAUGAAAACCUGCUCCAGAGUGCUCAGGACCUCAGACUGGGGUGAAGGUUCAGCUUCCAACAGGACAACGACCCUAAGCACACAGCCAAGACAACGCAGGAGUGGUUUCGGGACAAGUCUCUGAAUGUCCUUGAGUGGCCCAGCCAGAGCCCGGACUUGAACCCGAUCAAACAUCUCUGGAGAGACCUGAAAAUAGCUGUGCAGCAACGCUCCCCAUCCAACCUGACAGAGCUUGAGAGGAUCUGCAGAGAAGAAUGGGAGAAACUCCCCAAAUACAGGUGUGCUAAGCUUGUAGCGUCAUACCCAAGAGGACUAGAGGCUGCCAAAGGUGCUUCAACAAAGUACUGAGUAAAGGGUCUGAAUACUUAAGUAAAUAUAUAUAUAUAUAUAUAUAUUUUAUUUUUUUAAAUUAGCAAACAUUUCUACAAACCUGUUUUUGCUUUGUCAUUAUGGGGUAUUGUGUGUAGAUUGAUGAGAGAAAAAAAAAACAAUUUAAUCAAUUUUAGAAUAAGGCUGUAACGUAACAAAAUGUGGAAAAAGUCAAGGGGUCUGAAUACUUUCCGAAUGCACUGUAUAUCAGCUCAUAAAACAUAGGCCUAUUUGGGAGCAGUAUAAUGGUGAGUGGACAUUCUCCCUUUCUAUGUAUAUUGGAUCUUUAUCCAGCUACUGUGAAAAGUUUGGAUGUGCGUAAAACCCUAAAUAGUCUGCGUUGUUUUCAUAUUAUAUGCCCAAAGGGGGAAAUGAUGGUGCCAGUAAGUAUGACAUAGCCUAUUUAAAACAAGUUGUUGUUUCGUUUUGUUUACAAUUUGAUUAGAAUUAUUAGUUCUAUUUUUAGGCCUUUUCAAUAAUUAAUUUAAUCUUGCUUAUUGACAAUGUUUUGCAUGUCCAUGUUCAGCCAUAAUACAAUUUACAAUAGGCCUAGCCCCUAUAUCAGUGUGUAUGCUAUUGAAGCCAUACAAUUAGUUAGAACAAUGUGGACUGCAAAUGGGUUAACGAAUUUAGCAAAGACAGGUCUACAUUUUGUUAUUACGUUUCUGUAAGCCAUUUACCAAACUAUAACGGACUAACAUUGGAAUUGGAGUUGAUUCCAAGGCAAUACAUAAAAGACCGUAAAUACACAACUUGAUGCAACCACAUAUUUCGCCAUGGAGCAUGUUCUGAUUGGCCAGUGAGAGGCCAAGCCUCCACACACCCACAACUUGUUAAUUAAUCAAAACCCUGCCCUUUCGCAGCAACGCCAGCAAGUGCGCUGAUAAUUGUGAUAGUGAAAAUAGCAAAAAUAUUUCUGACACGACCCUGAACCUAUAACGUUACCGCCUGUGCUUAGAUUUACCACUGCGUUAGGUUUGUUCAAGUAGAGCCCUAUGUCUCUGGCUCAGCGGUACAAGCCAUAUCAAUCAUUGUAACCAGAGUACAGGUCACAUCAUACCCUAGCAACAUUCCUGAAUGAUUACUUACUCACACGAUAUUCACACUAAUACACAAAUACAUGAUAUAUCUUGGGUUAGUUACCAGUAUCUUUGGUUUUACUCUUGUAGAAGCUUUAGUCUCUCAGGUCAUCACAGUCCAUGAUGUUGUGAACGUUCCAAAUGACACCGCUGUGGACACUAUCACCAUCACUCUCUAUCACACUCCAUGAGCUGCUGCUGCUGCAGUCCCUAUCACAGCCAUAGCCGCGGGAAGAUAUGUGGGGGUGAAAAAAUGUUUUUUUGCCCGCGCUACAGACAGCUGUAUCGGUCCACUAAUAAAGGACUAGUAAAGGCCCAGUGCAUGACUUUUGUGAAAAAAUUAAAUGUGGAAAAAUAAGAAUAACUUGCCUGCGCUACAGACAGAUAUAUCGGUCAGCUAAUACAGUACUAGUAAAGGCCCAGUGCAGUACUUUUGAGAAGAAAAAAAAUAUUUAUAUAAAAAAUAUAUAUUUAUUUAGAUUUUUCAGGGGGUGCUGCAGCACACUCAGCACCCCUACUUCUUGUGGCUAUGAUCACAGCCAUCUCCAUGUCCCUCCAGUGGCUGGGGGUAAUUGUGGCCGGCUCAGUAAAUAAGAGAACUGAUAAUGCUCUAAAUAACAAAACUGAUAGUGAUAAUUAUGCUGAUAAUGCUGUGCUCCACUGCAGGCUGAGCGGCAUUUGAAACCCCUCUAACUGCAGAUAAUGAGGUCAGUGUAGUGCCAGGACAAUGACCUCUCCCUUAAUGUCAGCAAUAAAAAGGAGCUGAUCGCGGACUACAGGACAGGGCUGUAGUGGAGCGGGUCGAGAGCUUCAAGUUCAUCUGUGUCCACAUCACUAAGGAAUUAACAGUUGUGAAGAAAGCACGACAUCGCCUCUUCCCCCUCAGGAGGCCGAAAAGAUUUGACAUGGGCCCUCAGAUCCUCAAAAUGUUAUACAACCGCACCAUUGAGAGCAUCUUGUGGUCCUCUGUAGCUCAUCUGGUAGAGCACGGCACUUGUAACGCCAAGGUAGUGGGUUCGAAAAAUGUAUGCACGCAUGACUGUAAGUCGCUUUGGAUAAAAGCGUCUGCUAAAUGGCAUAUUAUUAUUUAUAUUUAUCUUAACUGGCUGCAUCACGCUUGGUAUAGCAAGUGUUUACGGCCCAGUACAUCACUGGGGCCGAGCUCCCCGCCAUCCAGGACCUCUAUACCAGGCGGUGUCAGAGGAAGACCCAAAUUAUUGCCACCCAAGUCAUAGACUGUUCUCUCUGCUACCGCACGGCAAGCGGUACUGAUGCACCAAGUCUGGAACCAACAGGACCCUGAACAGCUUCUACCCCUCAGCCAUAAGACUGCUAAAUAGUUAACCAAAUAGCUACCUGGACUAUCUGCAUUGACCCUUUUUGCACCAACUCUUUUGACUCAUCACAUACGCUUCUGCUACUGUUUAUUAUCUAUCCUGUUGCCUUGUCACUUUACCCCUACCUAUAUGUAUAUAUCUACCUCAAUUACCUCGUACCCCUGCACAUCGACUCGGUACUGGUACCCUGUGUACAGUUGAAGUCGGAAGUUUACAUACACCUUAGCCAAAUACAUUUAAACUCAGUUUUUCACAAUUCCUGACAUUUAAUACUAGUAUAAAUUCCCAGUCUUAGGUCAGUUAGGAGCACAACUUUAUUUUAAGAAUGUGAAAUGUCAGAACAAUAGUAGAGAUAAUUAUUUCUUUCAGCUUUUAUUUCUUUCAUCACAUUCCCAGUGGGUCAGAAGUUUACAUACACUCAAUUAGUAUUUGGUAGCAUUAUCUUUAAAUUGUUUAACUUGGGUCAAACGUUUCGGGUAGCCUUCCACAAGCUUCCCACAAUAAGUUGGGUGAAUUUUGGCCCAUUCCUCCUGACAGAGCUGGUGUAACUGAGUCAGGUUUGUAGGCCUCCUUGCUCGCACAUGCUUUUUCAGUUCUGCCCACAAAUGUUCUAUAGGAUUGAGGUCAGGGCUUUGUGACGGCCACUCCAAUACCUUGACUUUGUUGUCCUUAAGCCAUUUUGCCACAACUUUGGAAGUAUGCUUGGGGUCAUUGUCCAUUUGGAAGACCCAUUUGCGACCAAGCUUUAACUUCCUGACUGAUGUCUUGAGAUGGUGCUUCAAUAUAUCCACAUAAUUUCCCUUCCUCAUGAUGCCAUCUAUUUUGUGAAGUGCACCAGUCUCUCCUGCAGCAAAGCACCCCCACAGCAUGAUGCUGCCACCUCCGUGCUUCACGGUUGGGAUGUUGUUCUUCGGCUUGCAAGGACCCCCUUUUUCCUCCAAACAUAACGAUGGUCAUUAUGGCCAAACAGUUCUAUUUUUGUUUCAUCAGACCAGAGGACAUUUCUCCAAAAAGUACGAUCUUUGUUCGCAUGUGCAAUUGCAAAUCGUAGUCUGGCUUUUUUAUGCUGUUGUUCUGGGAUUGAUUUGCACUUUUUGCAUCUAAGUACUUUCAUUUCUAGGAGACAGAACGCAUCUCCUUCCUGAGCGGUACGACGGCUGCGUGGUCCCAUGGUGUUUAUACUUGUGUACUAUUGUUUGUACAGAUUAACGUGGUACCUUCAGACGUUUGGAAAUGUCUCCCAAGAAUGAACCAGACUUGUGGAGGUCUACAGAAAUUGUUCUGAGGUCUUGGCUGAUUUCUUUUGAUUUUCCCAUGAUGUCAAGCAAAGAGGCACUGAGUUUGAAGGUAGGCCUUGAAAUACAUCCACAGGUACACCUCCAAUUGACUCAAAUGAUGUCAAUUAGCCUAUCAGAAGCUUCUAAAGCCAUGACAUCAUUUUCUGGAAUUUUCCAAGCUGUUUAAAGGCACAGUCGGCAAGCGGUACUGUCAACUUAGUGUAUGUAAACUUCUGACCCACUGGAAUUGUGAUACAGUGAAUUAUAAGUGAUAUAAUCUGUCUGAAAACAAUUGUUGGAAAAAUUGCUUGUGUCAUGCACAAAGUAGAUGUCCUAACCGACUUGCCAAAACUAUAGUUUGUUAACAAGACAUUUGUGGAGUGGUUGAAAAACGAGUUUUAAUGACUUCAACCUAAGUAUAUGUAAAAUUCCGACUUCAACUGUAUAUAGCCCAGUUAUCGUUACUCAUUGUGUAUUUAUUCAUUGUGUUAUAAUAUUUUAAAUUUUAUUUAUUCUAUUUUUCACUCUGCAUUGUUGGGAAGGACCCGUAAGUAAGCAUUUCACUGUUAGUGUACACCUGUUGUUUACGAAGCAUGUGACAAAUACAAUUUUAUUUUAUUUGAGCUGAGGGAACAGUGGGGAGAGAUGAGAUCACAAAGGUCCUUUUGCUUCCUGGUUCGUUAGCAAUCGUAACGGUGGCAAUGCGCCAACGAGUGUUUGUCGUCUGUUUGUGCUCUCUUUAUCACAAAUAAAUGUUCUAGGUCUUGCUCUCUCUCUCUCUCUCUCUGUCUCUCAGAGGGGCGGUUCGGCGUAUAACUGCGGGCAGCUGCGAGUGGGUCAGGUGAUCCUGGAGGUAAACGGGGUUUCCCUGAGGGGCCGGGAGCACAGGGACGCAGCGCGCCUCAUCGCCGAGGCUUUCAAGACCAAAGAGCGGGACCACAUGGAUUUCCUGGUCACAGAGUUCAACGUGGCGCUGUAG